GAAAGCAUUAGUGCACCAUACAUUCAUGACGCCAUGCGUCCGUGCCGUGCGUGCGGUGGUUCCGCACGAGCCGCUGGCGCGAAUGGGAUACCAGCAGUACUGGACAAACCUGUUGCCACUGCUGCCUUUGCCUCAGUUACAUAGUGUAGACUUAAACCCUAGAACCUCCACUUUGCAUCUUUUGUUUGCUCCACAAUGGACAGUUGCGCACUGAGUUAACGGGCGUAGUUAGUUCGCCCCAUGCCCAGCACUACUGCAACUGUUACCACAAAAACAAUGGCGUCAGCAGGCGGCAGCAAGCGCUUCCAAAAGUACCUCGCGUGCGCUUCGGAAGCGCACCGAUUGGCCGAGGAUGAGACCAGCCGUCGCGAACCGAUACGCAAUCCUGGCAAUUUGGAGCUAUUCUACUUCCUCAAGGCUGCAAAGCAACUAGAACAUGCUAACCAAGACAGCCAAGGAGGAGGCAAGAACUACUUUUAUUUCAACCUUGCGAAAGCCGUGCAAGGUAUAGGCCAGCACCCGACGCGCAUUCGCAACACAAAGCAGCUAAAGGAGGUCAAGGGCAUUGGAGAGUUCAUCUGCAAGAUGGUAGACGAGGCGCUAUGGCGCGAGUACCCGCCCCCCGAACCGGAUUCCGAGGAGGAGCAGCUGGAAGAGGAGCUCAGGCAGUCACAGCAGGCGCUAGCAGGCGCUGGCGGCGGCGGGGGCGGUGGCACCGGUCGCGGCCGAGGACGUGGCGGCAAGGCAGCCGCUGCCGCGGCCGCAGCGGCGGCUAACCUGGGGCCCCAUGACAUUCCCUUUGGGGAUGCGAUUGUAGUGGGCGGCGGCGGGGGUGCUGACGGCGACGGCGGCGAUGCAGGAGCUGCGGGAACGGCAGCAGGACGGGGACGGGGUCGUGGAAGGGGACGCGGCCGCGGGGCGGCAGCAGCUGGAGGCGCAGGAAGGGGCCGGGGGCGCGGGCGAAAGCGUGCUGGUGGAUCGGACAGCGGCAGCGAGGGCGAUGGGGCCGAUGGGAUGGGCACGCAGGGCGGUCUGGGCAGUCAGCUGGGGGGCGGCGGGUUGGGUGCUGGUCUAGACCAGUUCGCCGCGCUCAGCGGUGGUAUCGGCGGCUUCGGAGGCGGCGUUGGCAGCAGCCUGGGCUUGGGCGUGGGGCUAGGAUCUGCUAGGUCGGGAGCAGCGGCCGCUAAUGGCAGCGGGGCGU
This is a messenger RNA of Astrephomene gubernaculifera, 1201 nucleotides long. The record is from the annotation of a GenBank genome assembly. NCBI's taxonomy places the organism in Eukaryota, Viridiplantae, Chlorophyta, Chlorophyceae, Chlamydomonadales, Astrephomenaceae.